CCCAUUUGGUAGAUCCAUCCGGGACCGGGAUGAGACACGUGCCUCUUGUGACGUCAUUCACCCGCGGCCUCUUAAACUUUCCCUUUGUAGACGCUUAGGUGUUCUUGACAAUAAUGUAGUACAACUGUUGUGACCUGAUCUUCGUCCGUUUGCAUUUCUACCUCACUGUACUAUUUUGCAACCUCUCGUCAAAGACAGAUAUCACCAGCGCAUCCCGCAGAUCACAAUGUACAUCCCUACGCCUCAGUCUCUUCUCGUCUCGGCGCUCGCCAUGACUGGUUCAAUGAUGAAGCCCUCCAAGGUCGUCUCUGGUAGCGUGACGGACUACGCCGUUGAGAAAUGUCUCGAUGACGAUGGCACCACUCGAUGCUCCAAGCCAUUCCUCGUCUCUAAAUCCACCUGCUACGAGAUCAAAUGGUCAACCGAUGGAAUUCUUUCUCAUACCACUGCUGAGGUCCGAGAUGCUGGAUCCAACGAGAUCGUCUACUACCGAGACACAGAUGGUCAAUGGACCCCUGAAAAGGGAGAGCUCGUCUACCUCGACUUCAAGCCCAAGAUCGCUGGUCAGGGCAACAAGACGGUCGACUACACCGUCAAGACAUGCGAAUAGGCGAUUAGGCUCCCCAGCUUUAAUUUGAUGAGAAUUCGUACACAUAGCAUGUAGCGUUCACUGAGGAUGUCAUCUGAUUGUUGUCCUAUUCGACAUGCCGACGACCAGAGCUGACUG
Messenger RNA from Kockovaella imperatae, 727 nucleotides. RefSeq lists its product as hypothetical. The transcript is spliced from 3 exons. NCBI's taxonomy places the organism in Eukaryota, Fungi, Basidiomycota, Tremellomycetes, Tremellales, Cuniculitremaceae. Bases 227 to 610 code for a protein of 127 amino acids. The record is from RefSeq and is a predicted model, not a curated record.